ACACAAAAAUGACCAACCAACCUACCACUCAAGUCACCAUCACCACUGAGAUAGAAGAUGAAGAGGAGGAGAUCUCGGAGGGUAGCCACUAUCUCACCUCGCGCUCGGCAAGAAACAUGAAUGCACUCAGCGAAGCGUUCCGCGACCACGUAGGAGCCGUAGGGGACUUUAUGACCGGGAGAUUGUGCAGAAUAGCAGGACAAGUGGAAGAGGCUGAGAGGGAAAGCACUAGGUUGCGGGAACUAUGCAACGAUCACGAAGCGGAGAUCUCAAGCCUCAAUAGCAAGGUGUAUGGUCUAGAAAGAGAAGUGUUGGAAGAACAGUCCACCAGCAAUGCAAAAGACCUAGAGAUUGCCAACCUCAACUACCAAGUUAGUGUUCUAGAGGGACGUGAGGAGACCCUACGCAUGGAAUACGACCUCCUGCGCAUGCAAGUGGACUAUGGUGAUCUUAAAGACACCUGCGAGAAAGGGACGCAAGUGUCACACCCUGCCAGCAACGCAAAAGACUUAGAGAUCGCCAACCUUAACCACCAAGUCAGCGCUCUAGAGGAACGUGAGAAGACCCUGCGCACGGAAUACAACCUCCUGCGCGUACGCUACACCGAUCUUAUGGGUCAAGCGUCACAGCCAAACGAGGACCCACGGGACGCGGACCAACCCAACAGCAACUACGAGUUAGGGUACAGCGCUGCAGUACGUACGUACCAACCAAUGCUACUGGAGCUAGACGCUCAAGUGCAUAAGUUCAUGGGAAGCAACAUGAGAGAGAAGUCCCAGAGAAACCAACUGCUGAAAAAGCUCAAACGUAUCCGCAACAGGUACAAGGAUAACACCCGCAAACGGCGAAAUGUGGACCAACACCAAGAGACUGAGUGA
Nematostella vectensis (starlet sea anemone) is the source of this 878-nucleotide messenger RNA. RefSeq lists its product as uncharacterized. NCBI's taxonomy places the organism in Eukaryota, Metazoa, Cnidaria, Anthozoa, Actiniaria, Edwardsiidae. The transcript has 2 exons. The coding region runs from base 9 to 878 and encodes 289 amino acids. The record is from RefSeq and is a predicted model, not a curated record.